UGUGGUUUUUGACUUCUGACUACAGUAGGGCGCCUUGGUAACUUGGCCUUGCUGACUGUUUCUAGAAUAGCUACCCUGUCAAAGGAUCGGCUCAGGGGGUGGACUAGUACUAAUCAUAGCAGCACCGUUGACAAAUCAUGGCGAACAUGUCGUAAUGUAGCGCGGACUAUGCUGAGAAUAACACCGUAAUCAGAGAAGAUAAAUUGUAUUAAAAACAUGGCGAGCAUGGUUGUGAAAAGUGGGAAUCGACAGGCCUUGCCCUCUCGCUUUCCUUUGUAUGUCGUGAUAUAUCGUGGGAUUUUGUUAACUCUCUUUUCCUCUUUUCCCCUCGUCGCGUAUCGAUCGUCGUUAACUUGGAGGCUACCGUCUAUCACAAGAUUCACAACUGAAUAGAAAAGGAAAUAGACGGAUCUGGAGUCAACAUGCAACGACUACAUCCAAACGGGGGACCGGCGCCGCGCCCGGUUAGCUGGAGCGUUGUUCCGGCCGACGACCCAGCUGCGCAUGAACAGAUGAUCAAGUUCAUCUCGGAGUCGUUAGUGGACGACAUACAGAGCAACAUAUCGAGCGGGUUCAUGCGACAAGUCCAUGCCUCCAAAAAGAGUACCAUGUCGCCCCAUGAUAAGGCAGAGCGGAUGCGCAUAGUCCGCAAGAUGCGAUCGUCACUGGAACGUCUUACAGAGGAGUUGGGGCAGAAGUUCUUCGAGGAGUUCAAAGUCCGACCGCCCGUUGGCCGAUGGUACGAUUCUUGGUUGUUUAACGAAACGCCGCAAUUCUGGAGCCCAGAACCGGAGUGGUCCAUGCCAUCUGAACCACAUGCGGCAGCUCUGGCGGCUCUAGAGUCUCGUAGUGAUGCGCGUAGUGUUGCCAGCAGCAACAACGGCCGUGUUUUCGGUUCUGAAACCACCCCUGAAGUCAAAGUAGACUUCAUGGAGGAUAUCGAAGAGUUCGAAGAAACUCAGGAAUUUGCGCCGAUCCCCGAGUACAGACCGGAUGCGCCAGCGACGGAGGAGAAAACAGAGGGUCCGCCACCGGCUACCAUGGGCUGUCAAUGCGAACAUGAGCACGACGGUGCGGAGGGGACACACCUCUGCCAGACAUGUGACUGCAGCAACCAGGGUUAUGGCUGCAUCGCAUCUUGUGGUUGCGACGAGACAUGCCAGAACAACUUCAACAAUAUCGCGCUGGACAACAUUCUCGGCACCGUUGGCGGCUCUCAGAUGAAGCUCGACCCGUGCUUCAUCACCUUUUUGCAGAAGCACAAGCUCGAAGGUGCCCCCAUCACCCUUGACUAUCUAUUUGAACACCUCCUGUCCGGUCUAGACUACGUACCGGAUGGCAACGACGAGGCGAUCGACGCGUGGCGGGCAACAUGGGAGACGGGCUACAACGGACCGGACCCCGAAGCACGAACGGAGGAUCUCCAACGCCAACUUCUCCGUCUCGGACUCGGCCCCAGCGACAAGGAGGGGGCGUGGUUCUUCUCGUUCUGCUACCUCAACAGCGAGCGCAUCGGAAGCUGGCAGCAGCGCGACCAGAUCUGGCACUGCAGGGCGUGCGGCAACUGCAGCGAGCGACAGGAAUGGCACUGCGGAACAUGCAACAAGUGCACGUACGGCAGGGCGAUCCCGUGCGGCGGGUGCGGCGGCGUGUCGAGCUCGUACCACUUGGACCACAAAUCAUGACUGGCGCAGGACUGGGUUCGCAGUUUCAUCAUCAAGGCAGUGCUGACCUGCCGGGGACUAAGGCGGGUUGGGAAAAAGCUGAGGACCCGGUUCUCUGGCAACCUUCGCAUC
Messenger RNA from Xylaria bambusicola, 1796 nucleotides. RefSeq lists its product as uncharacterized. The transcript has 2 exons. The record is from RefSeq and is a predicted model, not a curated record. Bases 423 to 1685 code for a protein of 420 amino acids. Lineage: Eukaryota; Fungi; Ascomycota; Sordariomycetes; Xylariales; Xylariaceae.